CUCAUGCUGCCACACUCAUUCAAAACAUCACAGGGUAAUCAGGGAAGUAAGAGCGUUAGCUGACUGCGUUCAUGUAAACUCUGCAUGAAGAGAUACCUUAAUCCAAUUCUGCAUUUAAACCGGACAGUGUGAGUCUUGUGAGGACACAUGAUGCCUCUGCUCAGGUUUGGGAAUAUCCUGCUACUGCUGCUGCUGCUGGUCCUGUGUGGACACUCACUCGGGGCACCUCGUACAUUCAGCGUGGACUACCAGAACGACUGCUUUCGGAAAGAUGGGGAAGAGUUCCGUUACAUAUCGGGGAGCAUCCAUUACAGCCGGAUCCCCAGAGUCUACUGGAAGGAUCGGCUGCUCAAGAUGUACAUGGCAGGACUGAACGCCAUCCAGACGUACAUUCCCUGGAACUACCAUGAGGAGUCUCCAGGUCGGUACAACUUCAGUGAAGACAGGGAUUUGGAGCAUUUCCUUCAGCUGGCCCAAGACAUCGGUUUAAUGGUGAUCCUUCGUCCUGGACCCUACAUAUGUGCAGAGUGGGACAUGGGUGGGCUGCCUGCCUGGCUUCUCAACAAGAAAGACAUUGUGCUGCGGUCUUCAGAUCCAGAUUACAUCGCAGCAGUAGAUAAGUGGAUGGCGAAGUUGCUGCCGAUGAUGAAGCCUUAUCUCUACCAGAACGGUGGUCCUAUCAUCACCGUACAGGUGGAGAAUGAAUAUGGCAGUUAUUUCGCCUGUGACUACAACUACCUGCGUCACCUCACCAAGCUGUUCCGGUCUCACCUGGGCGAGGAUGUGGUGCUCUUCACCACGGAUGGAGCUGGGCUCGGCUACCUCAAGUGUGGCUCGAUACAAGCUCUCUACGCCACUGUUGACUUUGGGCCAGGUGGAAAUGUGACCGCUGCCUUUGCUGCUCAGAGACACGCUGAACCUCAUGGACCUCUGGUGAACUCUGAAUUUUACACCGGCUGGCUGGACCACUGGGGGUCACCUCACUCUGUCGUGUCAUCUGCCAGAGUGGCCAAGUCCCUCAAUGAGAUUCUGGCCAUGGGAGCAAACGUCAACCUGUACAUGUUUAUAGGAGGAACAAACUUUGGAUACUGGAACGGAGCCAACUCACCGUACGGCCCACAGCCCACGAGCUACGACUACGACGCCCCGCUCACAGAAGCAGGAGACCUCACAGAGAAGUACUUUGCCAUUCGAGAGGUGAUCAAAAUGUACCGUCAGAUACCAGAGGGACCAGUACCACCAACAACUCCAAAGUAUGCCUAUGGAACGGUUGUGAUGAAACAGCUCCAGACGAUAACAGAUGCCUUGGACACACUGUCUUUCUCGGGCCCCGUCAAAAGCGUGUAUCCUCAGACUUUCACUGAACUGAACCAGGCCUUUGGUUUCGCACUGUACAGAACCACUCUGCCUGUCAACUGCAGCACACCCACUCCGCUGUCAUCUCCACUGAACGGCGUCCAUGACAGAGCAUAUGUGUCAGUGGACGGGGUGCCUGUGGGGAUUCUUGAAAGGAACAAAGCCAUAACUGUCAACGUGACUGGGAAAGCUGGCAGUCAGGUGGACAUACUGGUGGAGAAUAUGGGCCGAAUCAACUACGGAAAAGAAAUCAACGACUUCAAGGGCCUGGUGUCCAACCUGACUCUGGGAAAAGACACGCUCACCGGCUGGACCAUGUACAGCCUCAGCAUCGACGAAGCGGUCAGCCAGGGCCUUCUCGGUGAAACGAAACCAACAGAUCCACCUCCGCCCGCUGCUCAUGCCCUUCCAGCCUUCUACAAGGGAAGCUUCAUCAUUCCUGACGGCAUCCCAGACCUCCCCCAGGACACGUACAUCAAACUGCCCAAAUGGAAGAAGGGGCAAGUUUGGAUUAACGGCUUCAACUUGGGGCGUUACUGGCCAACUCGAGGCCCUCAGGUGACACUCUUUGUCCCCGCCAACAUCCUCAGCACAGCUGCACCCAACAAUGUGACCGUCCUGGAGCUAGAGGAGGCUCCCUGCAGCUCAGGACUUUGUAGUGUGGAGUUUACUGACACCCCCAUCCUGAAUGCAACAGUCCAUUCAGGCUACAAAUGGCACAGGAGGCUCUUCGCUAAAGACGAUUUGCUGUGAUCAUAAGGGAACUCACCGCUGCACACAAGAAAUCAAUUUGCACUAUUCAUAUUUGCUGAAGUACAGAGUCAAAUCAGCACCUGUUGUGUGAGCUCAGUGAAUGUUUGAUUUUAAAAGCUGCCACAUGUGAAAGACGGCUAAUUUGGGACAUGACAUCGGUGAUUGAAUGUGUCUUUAUGUGUUUUUAGCCAAAUAUCUUAUUUACAUCACAUCAGCUGUGGGCGUCUCUACCUCACUGAUUCUACAUUUUCAUUCAAAGCCUUUUUUUUCCUUUCGCUUCACAAAGGGAUCAUUGCCAACUGAAGCACUGCCGAAACAUCACAGCAGCCUUUAUGAGAAUAACACAUCAGGGAAAUAAUAUAUGUAUCAUCAUAUCGUUGGACUGCUGAUAUGUAGCUUUUAUUAACUUUAGAAUUAUUUUACAUAUGUUUGAACCUAUCUGAUGUAAUGCGUGUAAUGCAUCAGCCUUUUAAAGCAAAAAUAAAAAUAUAUGAUUUGAUUAUAUUCA
This is a messenger RNA of Epinephelus moara (kelp grouper), 2617 nucleotides long. RefSeq names its product galactosidase, beta 1 (gene glb1). The transcript is spliced from 16 exons. Lineage: Eukaryota; Metazoa; Chordata; Actinopteri; Perciformes; Serranidae. Gene Ontology annotation, biological process: carbohydrate metabolic process. Gene Ontology annotation, cellular component: vacuole. The record is from RefSeq and is a predicted model, not a curated record. Gene Ontology annotation, molecular function: beta-galactosidase activity. Bases 148 to 2109 code for a protein of 653 amino acids.